AUGUGUCUCGUAUUGUUGCAUGUCAGAAGUAGCGAUGCCGGGGAAAAUUACCUGCAGAACAGACAACAGGUGGAACUACAAGAUUCUGAAGUGCCUUCCCUUGUGGAACUGGGCACAAAGUCCGUCGUCCUGGACUGCGAGUUCAGCGUGGAAGCCGUGUCUCCAGGCGCUGGUCUCGUCAUGAAGUGGUUCUUCAACGGCUCCGCCAAUUUGGUUUACCAAUGGAUACCCCCAUUAGCGCCGCAAGUCAUAGGCCUCCUCAAGGGGAAGGUUGACCUAAACUUUAGAAUAUCUGAGGAACCGCUACAAGCUUAUAGAGCUAUAAAGAUAUUAAAACCGACGACAGAUCUAAGUGGUAACUACACAUGUGUCGUUUCCACGUUUCUGAAAGAAGAUCGGCAAACUAGAAGUAUGCUUGUAUACAGUGUCGGCAAGAGCUUUCACUUUUACCAAGAGAAAAAAUAUGUGUUUCUUGUUACUUUGAUAUGCAUCGCAGAAGACCUAUAUCCGAAACCUGAGAUUACAAUACUGUCAAAAGGAAAGCCUUUGAAGCAAGCCGUGACUGAAAUUAGAAUGGACUCCUGGGGUUUUUACACAGUGGAGAGUAAAGCGGUGGUGCACGAUGACGACGUGAGCACCCCGUGGGAGGAGUUCAUGUGCCUCUUGAAUCUAACACCAGCUAACUACACGCUGAAUAAGACUACUAUAUAUUAUCCUGGUUUAAUGCCAACCGCUUACAUUGCUGCUAUUGAAGUGGAGAAGCCACAAGAGCGGCACGCGAAUGCAAAUAGUAAGUAA
Messenger RNA from Diatraea saccharalis (sugarcane borer), 798 nucleotides. Lineage: Eukaryota; Metazoa; Arthropoda; Insecta; Lepidoptera; Crambidae. The record is from the annotation of a GenBank genome assembly.